This is a messenger RNA of Panthera uncia (snow leopard), 15935 nucleotides long. RefSeq names its product PLAG1 zinc finger (gene PLAG1). The record is from RefSeq and is a predicted model, not a curated record. The coding region runs from base 9010 to 10509 and encodes 499 amino acids. The transcript is spliced from 3 exons. NCBI's taxonomy places the organism in Eukaryota, Metazoa, Chordata, Mammalia, Carnivora, Felidae.
CGCCCCACUUGCCGUCCUUGGUACAUGGGCGUACAAUGUCCCAGCCAUUUGGGUUUAGUGCACUUCUGUCAUUAGAAUCUGUAAACCAGUGUCUGUAAACCAUACUACACUCCGGCCGGAGCACCGCCUCAGAAUAUGUAACAAGCCAGGCUUCCAAUCUCGGAAUUCUUCUGGCUAACCGGCAUGCCCCCCGCACACCCUUCCCUCCCCCCUCCCUCUCCUGAUUGUGCCUUCUGGAAGGUCACAAUCACCAAAACUCGGUUGUAUUCUUUCCCUUUUCUGACCCUCUGGUACUUGUUUAUACCAUAUACACUGCUGAUUCAUCCCUGUAAUACUGCCUUAUGGCAGCUUUUGUUUUCAUUAACAGUCCUAUCGCUUCACUUGACAUCAGGUACCUCUCCCGUGGCCGCGGCUCUCUUGGGAACAGGGGCCGUGCCUGUUCGCAUCCCCAGGAAUUUCAGAUCGAUGCCGCAUGUAAUAGUUGUCGGUAAUAUUUAUUGCACCAGUGUCAGCUGUUUGUCUUAAUCAGCGGCAGCCACGUAUGACUGAGCGUUGACUCUCUGGUCUGGAGAAACGAAGCCGAGGAUUUCUGCAGGGACUCCUGGCAUCCCUUUCCUGCCUCGGUUAGCGCCUUUGGUGGUAGGCCUUCGUCACCUGUACCCACAGAACGAAGCUGUGGCUCAUCCAGAUCCCCGGGUACUUCGGAAUGCGUCUUGCUGCCUCUUCGCGUGUUCUUGAAGACAGACUUGCCAGCUGCGAACUCACUUUCAGACAAAUAAUAGUCUCAUCAUAAAGACACAGACAGGAGCUGAGCAGUUCUCUGUCUCCUUACUCUGUCUCUACUUGGGGGCAUUUCCAGUUUGCACCCCGGCCUGUGAACACAUGGCCUGAGGGAAACACUCCUGGGCAGCGUUUCUCCAUUAGCUGGUGUUUAGAAAAACCUCAAACAUUUUUUCUGAAAAUUUUAUAGAGAAAAUAGUGGAUGUGUUUGAAAUACAAACGAGGGAAAUAAGUGGCAGUUUUGAGAAAUGGCAGUAACUGGGAAUAUUUGAGUAAAAAUAUGAACAAUCUAGAGAACUUGUGAUUUGGGGGGAAAUCUGUAAAUCCAGGCAUAUUGAGUUACUUACUUUUCGCUUUUCAAUGUACUAUAAAUUGUUUCGUAUUUGUUUCUAACAGGAAUUGAGCUAGCUUUUCCGAUAAAAGUAUAAAAAUAUGAUAAUGCAUAAAAACCAAUUUGGUUCAUAUGCCAUUAACCAGAUUGGUUCUGACUUUUGGAAUUUCAAACUAACUCUUCUUUUCUUUUUAGGUUGCCUCUUGGUGCUGCAUUGGCCGUAUUUGGCACCCAGAAUGCUCCAUUCUGUGAUGAUCUAUUAAUAAGGUUACCUUGUAGAGUUUGGAGCAGGGCCUCAGGUAGGUGGCUUUUAUCAUUAUAUGGCAUGGCUUUCAAAGUGAUCCAUUAUUUCAGUUUUUAAAUAAUUUAAGACGUCACAUUAAAAGCUUUGAAAAGCAUGCCACAUAAUAAGCAUGCCACUUACUAUUUUAAGGUCUAUCAAUACGUAUUGUGUUCAGCAGGACUUUAUUAAUAGUUAUAGUCUGAUGGAAGGAUUGGAAUACUGGCAGUGAGCAGUGUCCCUUUGUGCACAAAUUGCAUCGCUGCUGUAAAAGCUUACUUGUUCAUCUUCCCCAAAUAGCAGAUGAACUCUUAAGCUCCUCUUCUCUGAAUCUUGCUCGGAGUGAUAGACUGUCCCACGUUACCAGUCUAUCUCCUUUCUGUCUACUGGGAGGGGUCUGAUUAACUACGGGCAGGUGGGGAGGGCUGCUGUCUCUGCUUGCUGGGAUGGGGCAGAUGCUAGGAUAAGGGACCCAGGGGGACAAGAGCAGUUUGCUAGCCUUGCUGGAAAAGGGACACACCCAGGCAUCUAGAUCUCCCGGCCCCUAGGUGCAGCUCAGUGGCACAGCGUCGAGGUGUAGAGAUACUUGGACAUCCAGGCACCCGUGGAUGUGGUACCAGGUAAGUCUGUCGGCAGGACUUCUGAUGCAGGAUUGAGGUUUAGAGGCCAGGACCCUCGGCCCUAGGAGAGGUAGAAUGAUAAGAACAAAGAUGGCCGUGCCAAGUGCCAGACGAUGGGCCCAAGGUCACGAGCUCCACUGAGGGCAGGCAGGGACCCAGCUCUGGGGGGAAGAAGGAUGCAGGCUCGGAGCCGGCGAGGUCCCACAGUAUACGUGAACAGAGCUUUGUCAUCAAGUAAAAGGUACAUAAAUUAAUCUGGCUGAAAUUCCUAAUCACAGUAUCUGUGAAGAGUAAGCAUUAAAAAUCUAGUUAGCAUACUGUUUUGAGUCAUUUGUAUAUUUGUACAGUCCAUUUUUAAGAUAUAUGAGAAGAUGUUCCUAGUUUUUUAGUGUUACAGGCUGUGGAUUUUUUUGUCCACUAGGUUUUGUUGAAACUGUUUUAGCGGCUAGAAAAAAAGAAAACUGUUUUUCAUUACUUUUCCUUAGCCAACGACAUUUAUGUAGAUUUUCCCGUUUUGAUUUCUCUUGUGUCGGUAAUCCCUCAGACGUUUUCUCUGACAUUUUCAACGUCAUUUCAACGUCACAUUUUAAUUUCACGUGAAGAACAUCCUCUUUAAAGAAUUUGAGUUUCACUCUGUUCCUUUUUCUUUCCUAUAAAACUUCAUGGGCUGUUUCCAAACGGUAAAUCGUAAUCGACGCGGUUGCAUGCGCUCAAGGAGGUAUGGAAUAGAACAUUUGAAAGCAGAGAUGUUCUGAAAAUGCAGGCCGACUGAGCACCACCCAGGCAUGUCUCUGCAGUGCCUGACGGGUCACCUGCAGGCCUCUGAGUAGCACAUGCCCACGUGUCCCUGACUUUCAGCGCCCCCUGACUGAAACAGGAGGGACCCCCAGGUGGUCGUGAUGGUCCCCUUGGUUCCCUUCCACUCCUCUGCCAGAACAAACUAACAGCUUCGUUCUACAAGCCGCCUUCUGAGCUUGCUUUACGCUGAUCUGAAAUUUCAGAAACAUCAAAACACGUUUGUUUACCUGCUCGUUUUGAUUCCUGAAAUUCCUUAUCAGGACUGUGGUUGUGGUCAACAGAUAUUUAUCGAACAUCUACUACAUGCCAGGACACUGACCAGGUGCUGGGGGUAUAAGGAUAAGUAACAGUCUCCCUGCAGAUGAAUUUAGGAUCCCCGGGGGAGAGGCAAGUAAUUCCAAGAAGAGCUUUACCGGGCACAGGCUUAAACUCCGAGAGGUAAAGUUGUGAAGUUCGUUCUCGCUCAAGUAAAAUCGGCCAAGGAAUGUAAUUAUCAACCCUCUUCUCAUUGCCAUGGCCGGGGCGGUGCACCUGCCCUCUGGAGGUGGAGGAGGGAGUGGCCACCCUGACCUGACCAUUCUGCCUAGACCUGAUACUAUUUACUCAACUAUAUAGGAAUAUAUAGAAGCGGCUGUUGCCAGAAUGGUUGUGUCCUGUCUGGACGGCCACAUGGGCGUAACUUAGGGAGUCAUGACAUGCACAGAGCCUUACCUGGAUGCGGGCUGUCUUCCUGAUACAGUUUAGCGUGGCUCAAGAUUUUGCACACACGCUUAACACUUAUACCUCUUUGUAUCCCAUAGCACAAGCCUGUCUUUAAAGUGCACUUUACUUUGAGAUGGCCUCAAACUAAUUCUCUGCAUGAGCUUUUGUAACUAUAAAAAACUUUUCCUUUCUCGUCACAUGUGCUUUCAUGUGUACUGUCUCUGCCUUCCCGUUGGCAUUUUAGGCAUAUGCAGUACGAGUGCUUGGAGAGUUCAGACCCAAAGCCUGGAGGAUGCUGUUUGUCAUUGAGUAGUGUCAGGCGGGCAGCCGUAAAUGAAUGGAGGCAUGUUCUCCAAAGGUCGGGGGCCCAUCAGUGUCAACAUUUUGAGUUGAUAUCAGGCAUUUUUGUUGUAGCCCCGGGAACGUAGGAAUGAAAACAACCCCUCACAGUUUGGGAGAUAGGCAGUUUUCCGAGGGAGCGGACCUGUGAGUUACCUACCUACUUUGUACCUAGCGAGAGCACCGAUAUCCUGGAAAUGUUUCAUGCCAAAAAAAACAAAGCCAGGAAAACCUCUAAGAACAGUUAAAGUUUUGAUUAAGCAAUCUUUGUAUUCAGAUGCAAUUGCGAUUCUUCACUCUUUCUCAGGCACCAUUGAUUCCCUUGUGCACAAUUGCCCUCUCAUUUCCUGUUUGCAAAUACUGACUAAAAUUGCCCUUUGUGAAGAAAAUGGAAAUACCUGGUAUACCACCCAUGUGUAUUUUUUUAUUUGCUUUUUUUUAAGCAGGUUCUUUUUUUUUUUUUUUUAAUGUGUAUUUAUAUUUGAGAGAGAAAGGGACAAUGAGAGAAAGAGGGGAGAGGCAGAGACAGGGAGAUACCAACUCCAAAGCAGGCUCCAGGCUCCGAGCCAUCAGCACAGAGCCCGACGCGGGGCUCGAACCCACGAGCCGUGAGAUCAUGACCUGAGCCGAAGUCGGACGCUCAACUGACUGAGCCACCCAGGCGCCCCAUUAGUUUUUUAUUUGGAUGAGAAUAUACAGUCUCGGGGGAAGAAUCCUCCACAUACUAGUUGAAAUGAAAUGCUAACUUCUAAGUUAUGGAUCAUUAAAAGAGAGCUUUUAAAAGAGAAGAAAAAAAUUUUAACAUGACAUUUAUGUUCUAUAAAAUGAAUAACCAAUGAAAACAUUUCAGAAUUGGAAGAUAAAAUUUACUUGGAUAUUCCAUCUUCAUCAGAUUGUCUGUUCCUCCUCGCUGGAUACUCUAGAAAAUGUAAUAAACAGCCAUACCCGGGUUCAAGGUGGACCAAAAAGGAACAUCCUAAUUGUACAGAGAGAGAACCGAUGUUGGAGUGUGUUGGUUCCACUUUGGAAUUGGUUGACUUUUUCCCGUUGGUCCUUAAAAACAAAUAGGUCUGCUUUUUCCCUUCACUUCUCUGUUGGCUUCUGGUAUUUGAUUUUUAAAUAUAAGGCCCUCUACCUAUCAGUAAAGCUAAAUUUUAUGGUAAGUUUCAAAAGGGUUGUGUUAGAACUACAUUUUAAUGGAUUGCUCCAAAGUUGAAAACAUCAAGUACCGUUAUUCAAAACAGGCAGUCUUAUUUUUACUAUUUUAGUUAACUAUGAUUUCUCCGGGAAAAUAAAUACAGUAAUUUUAAGUAUUUUGAGUAUGAGGCUUGUUAUUUGAGUGCUCACAACUCUGGCGGGUCAGGUGCCAUCCCAGCUCUUGGCCGUGUCUCCCUUUCUAGUGGCUUAUUUAGUUUAUUGGACCAAAUUGUAACUGUACUAUAUAAUUUUUUACUUGAACAUAGAUAACGUAUAUUCUGUCCUAUGUCUGUUCCGGUGAUCGAGCAAGCCUGUAAGUCCGUUUUGACGCUGGAAGGCACGUGCCCUGCUUUAAUUAUUUUCAUUCAUUCAAAAAAAUGUUUACUUUUAUGAGAAACAGCAAUGAAUAACACUGACACAGCUCCUGCCCCACCGUCUAUUUUUAAUAGGCUUAGGUCUUUGUAGUUGCAAGAUAAUAUUUUUCCUUUUAUUAUUCAUUAAUAAGAGAUUUUACAGACUUACAGAAAUUGAAUGCCGUAAAAAUUUCCACAUUACAUUCACAGUCAAAAAAGCGUUCUGAGUAUGCCAUCGCCCUUACUUCAGAAUUGGUCCUCGGUUAUGUUAUCUUGUUCAUUUCUUCCACAUUCUUCAAAGUUCUGUUGUGUUUUGUACUUGUCAGUUAAAGUAUUAACUAUUGGUAAGUUUCCUUUUGCAAGCUACCUAUCUAUCCGAAAAACAUGUUUGAAGCAAAUGUUGACGUUUUCUGCAUUGUUUACUAACGGUGUUUUAUGAUUAACACAUGGGAGAAUAAACACAGCUUUGAUUAUCGAUGGCAUUUGCCCUUAAUUAUCAAAGUACAUGUUUGACCUUUAACUUAAAUACGAAAGAAGUAUUGAUGCAGGUAAGUGUUGUAAAAAUUCACAGCUGUUAGACAAAUGACAAUCAGAACUGUGGAAUUUAAAAGCACAGAAACAGUUUCAGUACAGGGCUGUUCUUAGGCCGGCGUCCCCAGAGGAAUUUGUUUUAGUAGACCCUCUGAUGUAUGAUUCAUUUUUGCUUGUUAUGUUUCCGUGUGAGUCACUGUUUUAGAAUGUAAAACAUAGGAAGAUGAACAUGUGUGUGUACGCUGUUUUUAUGUGUGCAAGUUGCCCUAGAAAAAAACGUGCGUUCUUAACACCAGCAAAAACUGGAAGAGCAUUCUGAGGUGUUAGUUUCUAUUUGAAACGGGUAGAUGUACCUUUUCUACCUGGCUUCCCAAUUCUUAGAUCAAGGCAAAGGAGAAUUGUAAUCCUCUGAAGAACAUGGUAACCGCUCUUUGACGCACAAAAAAGAAAGAUAGGAGUACACAUUUUGCUGCAGACUUUUCAGAACGGUAGUUACAAUACUUUUUAAAAGUUGUUCCUGUUCCCGUAAAAAAGAACCCAGCAGUAACUUGAGUUGACUUUUAGUUAGGGUUACAUAAAUGUGAACUGUAUAUUUUUUAAUGCUUAGUUUAUCAAGCUCAAUAAUAAUGAAGUCUAACCAGCUGCUGGUUUCCUUUGUUUGAGGAAAUAAUUAGCAGCCCUUUGAAAUUAUUUGGUCAUUCAUAAGAGCCCAAAAUAGACUGAAUUUAAGGAAAUUAACUGUGACUUUAGAAUUAUGUUUUGUGAUAGAAUGAAUGAAAAUGAUGGCUUUAUGAUUUUAUUUCAGACUGUAAAAUAUGUAAUAUUUUGAAAUAGUAAUAUUUCACAUCAAGAUUCAGAUUUUAAACUAUUGACAUACUUCAACUCUAAAGGAUUUUUAUUAUAAAUGACAUUGAAGAGUAAGCGUCCAUGAAAUUUUUAUGCAUCUACUUGAAAUGCAACGAAAUUUCUCCUGGUCAGGAAAACUACAUGAAUGUAUUGUUUCCUGGUCCACUUUGGUUUUUACACUUUUUUCCUACCCAAACCACCAUCCACCCAGAUAGGUAUGCUGUUGUUAUUUUAACCGUUGCUGCAAUUACUUAAAAUUUACUUCGAAAACUGCCUUUAUUAAAAGAAGCAAAGUCUUCUAUUUGUUUCCUUGGGGGGAUCGUACUGGCAGCUCCGAUCGGGGGAACAGCACUGUUCCCUGGUCUUGUCUUUUAAGUGUCACCACGGGAUUUAUCCACUGGCAAACUCGUUUGCCGACCCGUCCUCCUCCUAGAACGCAGGCCUAUAAGAGCGAAAAAGGAAUUUUAGGGCUUCUGCCACCUCUUGACCACAUACGUGCUGUCAGGAUAUUCAGCUUCUUUGGGCCUCUCCCCUUAAAAUGGCAGUGAUGAUAAAUCCACCUCUCAGGUCCACUGAGUCCCAGGGAGAUCAUAGAGAUGAAAACACUCUGCACUUGUAAGGUAUUUAUAUUAUUGAAAUAACAUAAUAUACAAAACAGGCUUUCAUGUGCUUAACUACCCUACCAAAACCUCAGUAUGUGCCCUGGGCAAGUAAGUAUUUACAAAGUUAAUUUUAUUAUUUUGCAAUUUUGAUGUGCAGAAUUCAGUUCUUCCAUUUAUGCAUGUCCUGUGCUUUCCAAAAGAAUGGAGCUUUCACUUUAACUUUUUAAAUAUCUUUUAUUAGUCACAAUUUUUAUUUUUCUUAUUUUUUAAACUAUGAGAAUAAUGCUGCUUUCAAAUGUACUUUUAGUAGUCUUGUAAUGAUGCUUGAAUGUCCUCUAGUAAAUAUUUUAUUUACACAACAAACUUUUAAAAGUAUGACAGUUUGAUUUCAGGGGAAAUUAAUUAGAUUUGUGUUUGGAACGUUAAGUAAAAUUAUUUUCACUUAACUUGUCAUUAGGGAAUCCUUUCACUACUAUAUUUUAACUGCUUGAUUUCUGUUACCCCUCUCGUGUUCUUACAGUCACGAUUGCUGAACAUUCGCCUUUCAAAUAUUCAGAGUUUAUUAAUCUCUCUGUGCCCUGUAGUCGCUACAGUAGAGAAUCGUAGUUUUUUCUCUGCCUCUUGACCAUUCUUUUCGCAUUUACUUGUACAGUCGAGAAUGAUUAACAGAUUUGUUUCCUGCGCAUGUCCUCAGUUUACUGAAGAUCAUGCUAAUAGGCAUUUUGUAAAGAUACGUUGAAGAUCUUUCGACAGUGACCUUUUAAAACCCAGCGACGCUCCGUUCCUGAUGCCUCUGCAGCCCACCUGUGUAUAACUUCCCUUGCAUGCUUUUGAGAUCCAAAGAGCACAGAGUUAUCGCUACAUUUCAGCCAUCCUGCGCAGCAUUCCGAGAAAUAAACUGGCAGGUGUUGCAGGUGACCGGAGUGUAGCUCCGAGAAGCCCACAAGUGUGUGCACUGUGGGCACACAAGGUGCUGGCUUCAGGAGUCUGCUGUCCUGUGGUGAGGUCCCAGAUGCCCUGAGUUCGUCUCUUCCGUACUAGUAUUAAGCUCAACGAAACGCUGAUCGGUUCGGUUUACAAAGAGCGACUCUAACAUCCAUUUCUCUCAGUAGGCAAGUUAGAUUUAAAAAAUUAAAUUGAAUUUGGGAAAGAAGUGGGGAGUCAUUCAGCAUCACACAAUGCCAUUUAUGUAGGUAAUACUACUUUACUUUUUGUUUCUGCAUUUAUUUGGUCAUGUAAACGUGCUUAGAACUAAUACAAAUUUGCAACUGGUGAAAAUUAAUGCAUGACUUAUCAGCAGAGUAUGGAAUGUAAGCAUGUGCCAUGAAAUUGCAAUUCUCUCGUUCUUUAUCUUCUAUCGCUUACGUGCCGGUCCCGUUUAGAGUGUAGUCCACUCUUAUUUUUUGUUUCAUAGAUUGGCCAAAAUGGGAAGGACUGGAUUCCGCUCUCUUCCACGAAGAGUCAAUGGGACUGGCUGAGAUCAAGGUCUGAGGCUCUUUCCACCUGUCACCAGUCCCUUUUUGCUUUCUUUUACGACCACAUGAAACUUGAGAAGCCACCUAAAGCUAAAUCAUUUAGUGGAGUUGGGCAGUUCCCAAGUGUCCAACAAGAAGGCCUGCUUUAGGCUGCGAUGGCCACUGUCAUUCCUGGUGAUUUGUCAGAAGUAAGAGAUACCCAGAAAGUCCCUUCAGGGAAACGUAAGCGUGGUGAAACCAAACCAAGAAAAAACUUCCCUUGCCAACUGUGUGACAAGGCCUUUAACAGUGUUGAGAAAUUAAAGGUUCACUCCUACUCUCACACAGGAGAGAGGCCCUACAAGUGCAUACAACAAGACUGCACCAAGGCCUUUGUUUCUAAGUACAAAUUACAAAGGCACAUGGCCACUCAUUCUCCUGAGAAAACCCACAAGUGUAAUUAUUGUGAGAAAAUGUUUCACCGGAAGGACCACCUGAAGAACCACCUGCACACGCACGACCCUAACAAAGAGACGUUUAAGUGUGAAGAGUGUGGCAAGAACUACAACACCAAGCUCGGCUUCAAACGUCACCUGGCCCUGCACGCCGCCACCAGCGGUGACCUCACCUGCAAGGUCUGCCUGCAGACGUUCGAGAGCACAGGAGUGCUGCUUGAGCACCUCAAGUCUCACGCGGGCAAGUCGUCCGGCGGGGUCAAGGAGAAGAAGCACCAGUGUGAGCACUGCGACCGCCGCUUCUACACCCGGAAGGACGUCCGGAGACACAUGGUGGUGCACACUGGAAGAAAGGACUUCCUCUGUCAGUACUGUGCACAGAGAUUUGGGCGGAAGGAUCACCUGACUCGCCACAUGAAGAAGAGUCACAACCAAGAACUUCUGAAGGUCAAGACGGAACCGGUGGACUUUCUCGAUCCAUUCACCUGCAACGUUUCCGUGCCUAUCAAAGACGAGCUCCUUCCGGUGAUGUCCUUACCUUCCAGUGAACUGUUGUCAAAGCCAUUCACAAACACUUUGCAGUUAAACCUCUACAACACUCCGUUUCAGUCCAUGCAGAGCUCGGGACCCGCCCACCAGAUGAUCACAACUUUACCUUUGGGAAUGACGUGCCCGAUAGAUAUGGACGCUGUCCACCCUUCUCACCACCUUUCUUUCAAAUACCCCUUCGGUUCUACCUCAUACGCGAUUUCGAUUCCUGAAAAAGAGCAGCCGCUAAAGGGGGAAAUUGAGAGUUACGUGAUGGAGCUGCAAGGCGGCGUGCCCGCCUCAUCCCAGGAGUCCCAGGCAUCAUCAUCUAAACUGGGGCUGGAUCCUCAGAUCGGCUCCCUAGAUGAUGGCGCAGGGGACCUGUCCCUGUCAAAAAGCUCGAUUUCCAUCAGCGACCCCCUAAACACACCAGCCUUGGACUUUUCCCAGCUGUUUAAUUUCAUACCCUUAAACGGCCCUCCCUAUAAUCCUCUGUCGGUGGGGAGCCUCGGGAUGAGCUAUUCCCAAGAGGAGGCGCAUUCUUCUGUGUCUCAGCUGCCCCCCCAGACCCAGGAUCUUCAGGAUCCCGCAAACACUAUAGGUCUCGGCUCCCUGCACUCACUGUCCGCAGCGUUCACGAGCAGCUUUAGCACAAGCACCACGCUCCCGCGUUUCCAUCAGGCUUUCCAGUAGGAGUCCACGACGUGGCCCGAGCGCAGAAAUCUGUGUGUAGCCCUGCCUUAGGUGACCGUUUGUAUUUUAGUGCCUACGUUAAAACAGCAUAAACAUUUCUGCUUUUGUACAGUACCGAUUUUCAUUAAGCCGGUAUGACAUAGAAACAAGCUUUUUAUAAGUGAGCUGCGGAACCGUUUGCGUUCAGUUCUGUUUACCUGGGUGUUUUGUCCACGCUCACUGCCAAUUGUCCUGUUUUAAGACGGUUUUUCCUCUAGGGGAGCCAUUGUUAUCAGUAGCGGUAAAGUCUUAACGAGUCCCACGUUCAAAUUACUUUUAGAUCUUAAAAUGUCCAGUUUUGUCCAAUAACCAUGGCUCUGCCUUUUGACAUUUGGCUCGUUAAAGAGUUUUGCAAUAGGAUGUAAAUUUUCUAAAAUGUAUGUGAAUAACCUGAGAGUUUUUAAAUUUUUACUAGUCUCUAAAUGGAUUCAUAAGCAAAUGUUUCAAAUGAAUUAAGAAUCCAGUUUGGGGAGAUGAUAGAUGUUUCUUUAGCUAUACCAUAAUUUCAGGUCAGUAUAUUUUGAAGACUUUGCUAUUGUCUGGCUCGGAUAUUUUGCUGUCUUUAUUAUGCACACGUAAGGAAAACGAAACCUAAACACAAAGCACCAGUAUUUAUAGCAAAAAAAAGACUCCUGGGAAGGUGACACAGCAUUCCAUGUUACUCAGUAGUUGGCCUUAAAUCAGUACACAGGAUAUUUUUUGCCACGUUUCAAAGUUGCUCUCUUUCCGAUUGAAUAGUGCUAGCCACGUUACGGCAUGGGACCCUUCAGAGUCAGUGUAUGGAUCGAUCUCUGGGCCCCUUAAUCCUUUCCGCCUUUCGUGGCCAAAGGGUGGGUCAAGUGCAGUCAGCGGUUCUAUUUUAAAAUGUCGGUCCACAGCCCAGAAUCGAGAGCCAUUGUGGAACACAGGUGUUAGGUGUGUUUAUCCCAGAGCGGACCGUCUCUUCCUGGAUGGCGUGAUAGAUAGACUGCUAAGAAGGCAGAUGUGUGAUGUAAAGCACUUGGUUCGGCUCGGGAACCUGUCUAGGGAUCAUGUCCCUUGUUGCCAGGGUUGGAAACUAGCCUCUUGAGGCGUAAAGUCAGAGCAUAUCGCUCACGUCACUCUUACUUAACGUGAAAGCGACGAUCGAGAAGAGUGUGUUCCCUGGACGCAGCAGUUCUUAUGGGCUUUCCUGCUAGUAGACAACCACCAGCAUCUUUCUGAAGGUCACAUUAUAUUCUUCUAAGUGUUAGCUGGGACAUCCGCCUAAGAAACAUAUCUAUUAAGCACUUGUUGACGCCUUAUUUGGGGACCCUGUCUGUUGGGGUGGGUAGGAGGGGGAAGGUUUAUAGAAGAGUGUAUAUCUCUUGAAAAAAAAAAAAAAAAAAAAAAGAAAAAGAGAAGAAAAAUAUUUCUGAGUACUCAUGAGCCCUGUACGGAAGCUUCUUUUUUUCACUCACAGGGCCGAUUAUCACUGCAGAUUGCGAUGUUUACCCAGAAUUUCUAAACAUGAGUGCAGAUUACGGAAUAUAAUACAUUAUUUAAAAUAUUUGGGAGUAGUAUAAUUUGUGGAAAAAUGUAAAUUGUAAUAAUGUAAAGGGGGGGUUUCACUAUAUAUAUUAUACACACACACAUAUAUCGCACUUCAUAGAACCAGAGUUGCUCUCUUAAGGGAGCUUUGGCUCCUGAUAUUUUAUCAUGCUCCUAUUUUUUUUUUAAAUUCUAGGAGCAGUAGUUUUUAUACUUAUGUAUUUAAAUUUUAUUAUUAAAAAUUACAUUUUAUAAAAAGUGUGUUCCAAAGGCAUUAAAAUUAUAUAUGUUAAUAAGGAAAUACAUUUAAAAUUUUUUUCAAACUGCUCCUAAGCUUUUGAUUAGGAGACUAUUUGCUCUGAAAGUAGGCUUUUAGCUCUGCUUUAUUACUGCUUCCUUUAGUUUCUAUGAAACAGAUUGCUUACUUAAAUCAUUAGUUGAAUGAUUAGUGUUCAAUAUUGCUUUAAUCACCAUUAAAAAAAAAAAGGAAAAAGAAAUUGGUGACAGAGCACAAAUAAAUAGAAAACCUAUUUUUAAGUAAACGUCACAAAUACAAGCGUGGAAGCACUACUUUGUCUAAAAUUUGCUUCAGGAGAAGUCAAAUUAAUGACCUGAGACGCUGGCCUUGGUAGGCUGUAUGUCACUGCUCAUAAACGAUUAAAAAGGGAGUACCAGGAUUUAUGCAGCAAAGCAUUUUGGAAAUGGGGAAUGGCACCAUAUGCGUGUAUAUCUUUUUAGCCUAAUUCUCGCCCUGCACGGAAUUCAGAUACACGGAGGCAUUUCUUUCAGGGCACCUGGGUUAGAAUUGUAGAGUCUUAAUAUUCACGUGAACACCCCUCUCUGCCUGUUGCUGCCUCACAGACUUGAAAUAACGCUUCCGAGGAAGAGGGACUUUCAGCUCUCUUGUUUUUCACAUUGACUCUACUGGUCACCAGACCCUUUUGGAGAGAAUUUCUGUUAAACACGAGGCAGCCUCAUUUACUUUAAUUGCACAACGGUCUGACAAGGAUGCAACACAGAACUGGCUCUUUUUUCCUAGAAAAAGAAAAGUGGACAUGUGUUUUUACAUCACCUGGAUGUGUUAAAUAAAAAUAAUGAUUGCCAAUGCUGUUUUUCACUCUCCCCGUGGCCAGAAGCCUCAUCCUUGACAUUUCUAGUAGUGCCUUUGCUUGGUUUAAAAAAAGAAAAAGCAAAAAAAGGGAUUAAGGAGAAACAUAAAAAUAAUUCAGUUUCUUAGAAUUUGGACCUCAGACAAGAUAUUGAACCUCAUUCAGUUUGAACUUCCACACGCGUGCACAGAUUCGAUCCGCAGACACAGAAGCACGAGUGCGGAAGGGUCUUGGCACCGUAAGCAAUAUUAUCCACUGAUGUAUGCAAAUAUCAUCUUCAUAGUAAAGUGGUCACUGUUACAAUUCACAUUUUAAACUCCUAUUACCGAGUGCAGUUUGCAAAACUCCGGUCGUCCUGGCUGAUCACACAUCACUCUUUGUGCAACUUUUUCGUUUCAUUUCGUGUUUCUUCCCGGCUGUGUAUUUCUGCCUAUUUGUUGCUUGUGCUUUAUUAGUCAUUUGUGGAAUAUAGUGAUAUAUUGUGUUAAUUGGGACAGUAGCGGUUUUUAAAAACCAUAUACUGACUGAAACAUGAGCCAGAGCUGACUGCUUUAUUAAGCUAAUAAUGAAUGUUAAAAGAGUACAUAAUUCAGGAUCGUUCAUCUAGUAAGCAAUACACGUAUAUAGGCCAAUAUUUUUUUUUUUUAAAAAAAUAGAGCUUGGUCAACCUCUAUACUACACAUAUUACAAGAUAUAGCACUUUCAAAACGAAUCUAAACCUUUACAGAAACUUUCUUAUAGGUUAUGCCUUUUAUUUUAAGACUUAUUAUAAUUUGUUUCAAGUGCCAUUAGAUGAUAUAUAUGUAGGCCUUUGAUAUAUAAUGCUUUGUGUUCAAAAAUGGUAGAUGGUAUUUUAAACAGGUACAUUUUUACAGUGUUUUCUUAUCAAUUUGCUAUAUUGCACAGAAUCAGUGUGUGUCUUUUCAUAAGGUUUUACAAUGGUUUAUUUUUUUACAAGGUUUACGUGUCUCAAAACACACUGUCUUCCCAGUAUGUAAAUUAAAGAAUACCAGUUCACCCAAGUUGCUUCUAGCCUACUGAGAUCCACGUGACAUUGGAGGAGAUCUUCUAAAUGGCGAGCAUUCGUCAUUAGCAAUGGCAGACUGUUGUCUCUGACGAGUAGCGCCUCAGUUGACUCUGUCUUCUUUUUCUCACAGGGUGUCAGCAGCCAUGCCUACACCACAGAUAGUCUUGCUGUGAUCACCUAGAUCCACGCGAGUCGUGUUGUGUAGUUUUGUGCUCAGAACCCUCCGGGGCGCCCUUUCGAUCACGUAGAGCAGACCCGUGCCACCGGCAUUGGUAAAGGCACACGUAGGCCCUCAUCCCCCUUAGGCCCUUCUACAUUAUCAGCCCUCUGAGGAUGGAAAGGCAGUGUCUUUUGAUAAGUGCUCUAGCUCUAGAAAUGACAAGAACCAUUGCUAACGUAUGAAACACUUCCUUGUAUAAGCUUCAGUGGUACAGACGAACCAGAAUGAAUGUUUAUCUUCUCAGAAACACUCCUUCGGUAUUAUGUUGGGUCAUGCUGCUAAUGGAACUUGGGAUACAACUCUUCAUGGUGCUACAAACUUCUCUGUCUCGUUCAGUCAUAUUUUUGUAUCCAUAGGAAAACAAGAGGACUCCAUUAGGCGUAAAGGCGUACAAUAUAUUUUUAUACUGUGACUCAAUUUGUCAUGAACAGACUUCUACGGCACCCACCACAAUGUAUUCGCGUGCACUUGCAAAAGGAAAUCUGGGACGUGCAGAUGUUACCGGAACAAACCCAGCUUUUGUCUGCGAGGUGACUAUUACUCAAAGUGAAAAGUGGGCUUCGUAAUACGGUGUGGAGUGAAGAACAUGCUGUAGGUUACUAACAGCCCUUUGAAUUUAACAAAAACUGGGAAUCCACUAGGAAAUGGAUUGCGUCGUGCCUGAGCAUAAGCUGGACUGCUGAAGUUGUACUUUUAGCUGACGAGAAAGUGUUUGGACUAGUACUCUCAAGAUGUUCUAAUGAUAAAGGUGUGAGUCAGAAUAGACCAGAAAAAUCUGCAUUCCAGGCUGAAUUUUUGUAUAUUUUUCUUGCAUUUAAAAAUCGCUAUUCUGUGAUAUGGGGAAAUCAAGUGGCUUAUCAUGUAUAUCGUGUACUUAAAAUGUAUUCACAAACUACUGUUGUAUUUGUAUAAAAUAUAGACAAAGAUCGUAUUUUUUGUGUGUGUAUAAGCUCUGUAAAAUAGCAAUCACAUUAUGAAGCUGCACUGAUACAUUUUAAACAUCCACAUCCAAAGAAGCAGGCUAUUUAUUGUCCAGUUACCCAGAUAUAAAAUAUUACUUUGCUGCUAAUUAAACAAUAGUACUGCAGCUUUUUGUGGCCUACAGUGUGAUGUUUGCUGUAAGAAAAAGAUAUGUGAACUCCACAGAAUAUAUGAAUAAAAUUCUAGAAUGGCUUUAGAUAAUGUAGCCCUUCCUGAAGUUUUAAUAGAGGAUCGAUUUCUAUUGGGUAAAGCUCCUUUCCUUCACUUCGAAUUUUAAAGAUUUUCUCCUGGGGUUAACCUAAGGUUCUAGUAGCUGGCUGGAGGACAGUGCUUGGUUGUUGAAAGGAAAUGUGAAGUUCCAGGGGUUCUUUUGUUUUGUUGGAAAACUUUUGUACCUUUCAAGGAAGGAUAGAAACUGUAAAUAAAAAACAGUCGAAAUAUCAUGCAUCAAAACUUUAAUCCAGGUGAGAGUCCAGAAAAAAGAAUUCCCACAAGGCCAUUAGAAUGUAUAAACCCAUAAUGGUUCUUGUUCCCGUGACAU